This is a messenger RNA of Dromaius novaehollandiae (emu), 1805 nucleotides long. It is a transcript of the gene SDCBP2, whose product is annotated as syndecan binding protein 2. Gene Ontology annotation, molecular function: protein binding. The record is from RefSeq and is a predicted model, not a curated record. The coding region runs from base 678 to 1568 and encodes 296 amino acids. Gene Ontology annotation, cellular component: cytoplasm; plasma membrane. NCBI's taxonomy places the organism in Eukaryota, Metazoa, Chordata, Aves, Casuariiformes, Dromaiidae. The transcript has 9 exons.
CCUGUGGAAAGCCAUCUCCAUCCCUGUUUCCAUCUCCAUCCCCUUCCCUGUUCCUGUUCCCAUCCCCAUCUCCAUCCUCAUCCCUGUCCCUGUUCCCAUCAUCAUUCUCAUCCCCUUCCCCCUUCCUGUUCCCAUCCCCAUCUCCAUCCUCAUCCCCAAUCCCAUAUCCAUCCUCAUCCCUGUCUCCAUCCCCUUCCCCAUUCCUGUUCCCAUCCCCGUCCCCGUUCCCAUCUCCAUCCUCGUCCCCAUCCCUGUUCCCAUCACCAUUCUCAUCCCCAUCCCCGUUCCCAUAUCCAUCCUCAUCCCCAUCUCCAUCCCCAUCCUUGUCCCCAUCCCCGUCCCCAUCCCCGUCCCUGUCUCCAUCCCCAUCCCUAUUCCCAUCCCCAUUCUCAUCCCUGUCCCCGUUCCCAUCCCCAUCCCGCCUGUGCUCCUCAUGGGGCCAGGCCUCCUCCCACUGCUCCAGCCCGGCUCGGCUUCCUCUUCCUCUUCCUCUUCCUCACCUGUGCCCGAGCUGGCAGGCGGCAGUCAGCUGAGGCGGCCAGGCCCCUCCCCGGGCGCCGGCCGGAUAAAACCCCGGGGCUCGGGGCGAAGGGCAGCGCCGGAGCCGGGAGCUGGGAGCCGGGAGCUGGGAGCCGGGAGCUGGGAGCUGCCUGCAGGUGCAGCCGCGGGAAGCAGCGAUGGCGACUCUGUACCCCUCCCUCGAGGACCUGAAAGGCCACCAGAUUUUGGAGGCGCAGGCGAGCGCCGGCAUCCGGACCCCCCCCACGGCGGCCGUCGUGGACAAGCCGAGUCUUUCCUCCGGCCCCACGGCGCCCGCGCUCUACCCCGACCUGGCCGCGCUGGAGGAUUACAUGGGCCUCUCCCUCGCCAGCGAGGAGAUCCAGAAAAACCUGGUCCCGGCAGGCAGUGCCGCGCUGGUGGCCGCGGGGCCGGCGCCGGGGCAGCUCGUGGCCCCGCUGAGCGGCAGCGACGCGGGGCUGCGGCGGGCGGCGAUCAAGCCGGGGCUGCGGGAGAUCCACCUGUGCAAGGACGAGCGGGGCAAGACGGGGCUGAAGCUGAAAAACGUCGACCAGGGCAUCUUCGUGCAGCUGGUGAAGGCCAACUCGCCGGCGGCGCUGGUGGGGCUGCGCUUCGGCGACCAGGUGCUGCAGCUCGACGGCAAGAGCUGCGCCGGCUGGAGCAGCGACAAGGCGCAGCGGGCGCUGAAGAAGGCCUCGCCGGAGAAGAUCGUCAUGGUGGUGCGGGACAGGCCCUUCCAGCGCACGGUCACCAUGCACAAGGACAGCAGCGGCCACGUCGGCUUCGUGGUCAAGAAGGGGCAGAUCGUGUCGCUGGCCAAGGACGGCUCCGCCGCCCGCAACGGCCUCCUCACCCACCACUACGUCUGCGAGGUGAACGGCCAGAACGUCAUCGGGCUGAAGGACAAGGAGCUCAUGGAGGUGCUGGCCGGGACCGGGCGCGUGGUCACGCUGACCAUCAUCCCCGCCGUCAUCUACGAGCACAUGGUCAAGCGGCUCUCGCCGGCGCAGGCGAAGGCGACCAUGGACCGCUCCCUCCCCGACCUCUGAGCACCAGGACAGGGCAUCCCCGGCCCCCCCGGCGCGGAGCAGCCCCUUCGGCCCGAGCCCCCCCGGCAGCUCCGCGGACGCCAAACGCCGGCUCCAGCGCAAGCAGACACAGACCCAGCGACGUUUAUUGCGGCCACCACACACAGCGCUUACAGGACAGCGGAAACCAGAGAAGGGGGGUUACAGCUUUUUAAGCUCUGUAUUUAAAAAAUAUAUUAUAUAGAUUUGUCUUUCAAA